Molecule: messenger RNA, 1248 nt
Organism: Catharus ustulatus (Swainson's thrush)
Lineage: Eukaryota; Metazoa; Chordata; Aves; Passeriformes; Turdidae
Product: ficolin-2-like
Exons: 7
Coding region: 123-884 (253 amino acids)
Source: RefSeq, a predicted model, not a curated record
AUGAAUCAGAUUGACUCAGCUUUGUUUCUGUGAAAGCCAAGGCCCAGUUGCCCAGGCUUCUGUGACACCCCCCUCUGGUCAGUUUGUAACAUGCACAUAAAAAGAGUCUCUUUGCAGGAGAAAUGGGAGACCAGGGAUUCCCUGGGAAAGCAGGACCACCUGGUGCAAAAGGAGCAGCUGGAGAGCCUGGCUUUCCGGGACAGAAAGGAACAAAAGGAGAGCCUGGAUUUCCAGAAAUAUGGGAACCCAGGAACUGCCAAGAACUGUUGGCCAAAGGGAAGAUUUUGAGUGGCUGGUACACAAUCUACCCUCAAGACUGCAAUGCCACCACCAUCUUCUGUGACAUGGACACGGAUGGUGGGGGAUGGAUUGUUUUUCAGAGGCGCUGGGAUGGGUCAGUGAACUUCUUGCGAGAUUGGGAUUCAUACAAACGAGGCUUUGGCAACCAGCUAACAGAGUUCUGGAUGGGGAAUGACAACAUCCACUUCCUCACCUCUCUGGGACCCUGUGAACUCCGCAUUGAUCUGAGAGACUUUGAGAACAACUACUAUUUUGCCAAGUAUGCUUCAUUCAGAGUUUUAGGAGAGUCAGAGAAAUACAGACUAGUUCUAGGAGACUUCCUUGGUGGAAACGCUGGAGACUCUUUGUCGUACCACAGGGACAUGUCAUUUUCAACAACAGAUCAGGACAAUGAUAUGAGCUCCUUUAACUGUGCCAGAGAAUACAAGGGAGCAUGGUGGUACAAUGACUGCCAUUACUCCAACCUGAAUGGGAUAUAUUGGAUGGGUGCACAUGGGAGCUACGCUGAUGGCAUCAACUGGAAGACAGGCAAAGAAUACCACUACUCCUAUAAGCAAACGGAAAUGAAGUUCAGGCCAGUUUAACAUGGUGACAGGGUGCCUGACAGCUCCGAGAGGUGCCACUCACCAACCAAGAGAAGACACAAAACAUAAUAUUGUUUGGGGACAAAAAUGAACCAGGAAGGAUAUUACAGUGUAAGAGCCGGACAGAGAGAUGGAGACUUCAGAACGGGUCUUAAGGUGCUGUUUAUUGCCUAGAUGAGGUUCCAGUAGUUGUGGGUCGUGGGUGAGCCUAUAGCUGAUGGCUAUAGAAAAGCUGUGUGUCCUGAAGCUCUCUUCCAUUCAUGUUAUAAAGCAUUAUAUUUCUUUUUUUGCUGUGCAUCUUAUUAUAUAACAACCAAUCAAUACCUUUACUAUUACCUAUAGCCUAUCCUAACUACUAGCAUUA